GUACAAACUUUGCUCUCGCAUCUCCUCCCUCCCUCUGGGGCUCCACACCGCUCAGGCAAAGCUGAGCUGAGUGGAAUCGUCACCUUUCCUGCAUUCGCUAAACUGUUGCCUGCACAGGAAGAACCAGGGACUUAACAUAUUCGGGCUGCUUCUAUUCAAAUGUUCCAAGAGGGCAUAUACCCAUCCAGAGACUUUUCAAUGCUCUCUGCAGCUUAGAAGAAACGGACAUCAGAAACUGCACUCUGACGCCAUAUUCCAGAGAUGCUCCUGAACAAGUCGUCUGCUGGUGUGAGCUUCCAAGGGGGUAUUUAAAUAGCCAAACCCAUUCAUUCUGUGACUCAGAAAAGGAAAAUUAAUCUGUGAAGAAUUUUAACAGUCUAAUUCUCUGAGCCCUGGCCUGUUGUCAACGUAGCUGAGACCUCCUCCACCUGAGAACCCGCACAUCUGACAACACUUCCCCUGCAGCCUACAGGGAGGGAUGUCAACAAAGCUGUAAACAAUUCAUGCCUGUAUUCUUAUAUCCUUCAAGCUUGGCAUCUGGGCAGGAACAUUACAAUCUCCAGCCUUAGGGAAAAUUGACAAAGCCAGGCAAAAGGGCUGGAAACUCAGAUAUGCUGAGAUAUACAAAAGUCUUUAGCAACUCGCCUCACAGAAGAACCCAAUUAAAUCUACACCAUUAGUCUGCAGAUCUAGCUGAAUUGUGGAUAAAAAGGAGCCUUUUCUCCUUCUACUAAAACAAAACAAAAAACCCUCAGAAGUCUAAUAUAAUACCGUAAGAGAUUCUUGUCGCCAUACCAGUAUUAUAAAGCAGUUUUACCAUAUUUAUUUAUUUUCACCAGUGUAAGAUUAAGAGUGCAAAAACUGACUAUUUAUUUACUUACUGUCUAAACUGACUAAGAAGUUCUGAUAAACCUCUUUGGGAGGGGUCUGCUUGCUAGAGGCAGGGAAGCGCUACAAUUGGCAAUUUAGAAGACCACUCAUUGCCUUCUUGCUUAUACACCACUGAUUUUGGUCUGUAUCACAUUGUUAAAACACCACCAAUACAUUCACAGACAGGCUAAGUGACUGUGGAAUGCCUCAAGGGCAAUAGAAAUCAAAUAGAAGCGAAUAUCAACUCAAGUCUUGAGUGAUGACGGAGGUGCAUUUUAGGUAUCAUGGAAACCUCACUGGGCGGGCUCAUUUUCCCACUCUGGCAACAGAGGUUGACACCACUUCAGACAAGUAUUCCAACCUGUACAUGUAUGUAGGAUUAUUUCUGAGCCUCCUGGCCAUUCUUCUCAUCCUGCUCUUCACAAUGCUUCUUCGGCUCAAACAUGUCAUCUCACCCAUCACCGAGAGCACAGAAAGUGUUCCUCAGUUCACAGAUGUAGAAAUGCAAAGCCGAAUUCCCACUCCUUAAAGUCAGAAUGAUGGUGAGUCUCGGCCAAUAUGAGCAAACCCUGGGGGUGCUGAUCUCAGGAAGGCUUUUUUUUUUUUUUUCAUGUGAGGCUUCGCAUGUAACAAGCUGCUCGUGUUUUCUGUUCUUCAUUCUUCAUCUUGACUGUGCUUAUGGGACAUCUAAGAGGCUUAAGAGUCAUUCUUUUUAAAGGAAUACGGGAAAUUGCAGCUGGUUGGGCUGGCAGGUUUCCAUAGUAACCAAAGAGAGCCUGAGCCUUGAACAAACCUCAGACCACAGAAAAUCAUAGGCAGCAGUUGUUAAAACACAAGAUCUCUGGAAGCUGCAAGAGCAAAUAAGAAUUUACCUUAGGAUGUUCUGAGAACUCCCAAGAAAUGACAGGCUUUAAUUUAUUACUUUAGCCCUAAAGAAUUAUCUCAUACAUAACACAGAUAUUUCCUGACAUGGAGCUUAAUCAUGCCACAGAUGAAUAGAAGGGAUUAUUAAUCUUUCCUCAAAAGAACAAUGCUUUAAUCAUCAUAGGCCAUCAGGUUUCUCCCAAAUGAAAGAGAUUUAAAGAACCUUUUAUUAUUUAAAGAGAAAUUUUGCAGAAAGUUUCUGGUGAGUGAGAAAAAUGUGCAUAUUAUAUCUGUGUUAUUACUAUUACUGGACCUUUAAAAAUGCAGAUAAUGGCAGAUGUAUUACUACAAUCUGGGACAAUGAGCUGCCUCCAAAUCAAAGAAAAAUUAAGUCAAACUUUUCUCAUAAGGAUUUCUACAUUAUACGAGCAGCUUCCAUGUCUUUGACUCCCUCCUUGCAAACCAGAAUUGAGUUGCACAUAAAUAUGAACUUGAUUUGAAGGCUGACUUGGCAAAGAAGACACAAGUGUAUUUAAAAGCAGAAAUGAAACGAUCUUGGGAUUCUGUUACUGAGUGAUUGUGACUUUGACCAAAACAUGUCAGCUUUCUGAGUCUCGGAUUUUUCUUGUUGAAAACUGUUCAGACAGCUAUUUCAUUAUGACUUUUCAGAUAUGAAUAAAAGACACACACAGACUAAAGGGGAUAGGACUAAAAGUUACCCUGCAACAAGUUCUUAAUAAGAUCUAUGUCCUCAAAUGUCACAUUUGUCUUUCCCAGAAAAUGCUCCUUCUUUCCUUAUCCCUGCCAAAAACUGAAGUGUUUCACUUACUAUCUAUUAGAGAAAUAUAUUUUGAAAUUUUCCAUUCUCAUGAGUAGCUCUA
Peromyscus maniculatus bairdii (prairie deer mouse) is the source of this 2615-nucleotide messenger RNA. Lineage: Eukaryota; Metazoa; Chordata; Mammalia; Rodentia; Cricetidae. The record is from RefSeq and is a predicted model, not a curated record.